Molecule: messenger RNA, 4002 nt
Organism: Colius striatus (speckled mousebird)
Lineage: Eukaryota; Metazoa; Chordata; Aves; Coliiformes; Coliidae
Gene: NGFR
Product: nerve growth factor receptor
Exons: 6
Coding region: 53-1300 (415 amino acids)
Biological process (GO): Rho protein signal transduction
Cellular component (GO): plasma membrane; cell surface
Molecular function (GO): coreceptor activity; nerve growth factor binding; death receptor activity
Source: RefSeq, a predicted model, not a curated record
CCGGGCGCGCACCGGCUCUCGGGGGUGACCGGCCCCGCAGCCCCCACGCACCAUGGCCGGGCUCCUGCCGCUGCUGCUGCUCCUGCUCCCGGCGGGACCCACCUGGGGCGCCAAGGACAACUGCUUCACCAAGAUGUACACGACGAGUGGAGAGUGCUGCAGAGCCUGCAACCUGGGAGAGGGGGUGGUGCAGCCCUGCGGGGUCAACCAGACUGUCUGCGAGCCCUGCCUCGACAGUGUCACCUACUCGGACACGGUGAGCGCCACGGAGCCGUGCAAGCCCUGCACGCAGUGCGUGGGGCUGCAGAGCAUGUCAGCGCCCUGCGUCGAGUCGGAUGACGCCGUGUGCCGCUGCGCCUACGGCUACUACCAGGACGAGGCGAGCGGGAGCUGCAAGGAGUGCCGGGUGUGCGAGGUGGGCUUCGGCCUCAUGUUCCCCUGCCAGGACUCGCAAGACACGGUCUGUGAGGAGUGCCCAGAGGGCACCUUCUCCAGUGAAGCUAACUAUGUGGACCCUUGCCUUCCCUGCACCACCUGCGAGGAUCAUGAGGUGUUAGUGAAGGAGUGCACAGCCAUCUCAGAUGCUGAAUGCAGAGACCUCCACCCUCGCUGGACAACACAGACACCGUCCCUGGUGGGCUCUGACAGCCCUGAGCCCAUCACCAGGGACCCUUUCACCGAAGUGAUGCCCAGCACCCUGGCAGACACCGUCACCACCGUCAUGGGCAGCUCACAGCCUGUUGUGAGCCGUGGCACUGCUGACAACCUCAUCCCUGUCUACUGCUCCAUCUUGGCGGCUGUGGUGGUGGGGCUGGUGGCCUACAUUGCUUUCAAAAGGUGGAACAAUUGCAAACAGAACAAGCAAGGGGCCAACAAUCGCCCGGUGAACCAGACGCCUUCGCCAGAGGGGGAGAAGCUGCACAGUGACAGCGGCAUCUCGGUGGACAGCCAGAGCCUGCACGACCAGCAGCCUCCCAGCCAGAGCACCCAGGGGCCAGCACCCAAAGGGGACGGGAACCUCUACACCAACCUGCCGCCCAGCAAGCAAGAGGAGGUGGAGAAGCUGCUGGGCAGCUCCAUGGAGGAGACGUGGCGGCAGCUGGCCAUGGAGCUGGGCUACAAAGAGGACCUCAUAGACUCCUUCACGCGGGAGGAAUCGCCUGCCCGGGCUCUCCUGGCCGACUGGUCCUCCAAGGAGACGGCCACCCUGGACGCCCUCCUCACCGCCCUGCGCAAGAUCCAGCGCGGGGACAUCGCUGAGAACUUGUACAGCGAGUCCACCGCCACCUCUCCCGUCUGAAGGGUGGCCCGGGGCGGCCCAGCGGGGUCCCCUUCCCCCUUGACCCCCUCACCUCUCCCCUCCCCGGCACCGAGAGUCCUGGAGGAGAGGGUGGGAAGGAAGCGGGGGCUCCCCGGGCCUCCCCAGUUUAUGGCCCUGUAUGCACUGAGCUCCUGUUUUGGGUAUCGCCCCCUCCCAGCGCUGCCUCCCCCCAGCAGCCUGUGAGCAAGUCGAGUGCGGGGCUCAUCCUGCUCACUGCUUGGAGCCUGGCUGCUGCUGACGCAUCCGCUGCAGCCCCUGAGGCUGGGCAGCAGUCAGCACUGCACUCGGCCCUCUCCCCUCUCCCCUUUCCCUUUCCAGCUGCUUCCCCUUCCUCCUGGAGGCCCCAGUUCUCCUCUUCCUCCUGCCCAUCCUCCUCAGCCCUCCCCACCGCUCUCUCCUGCUCCCCUCCAGCUGCUUUCCCCAAACUGCAGGUGAAGGGCAGAGCUGGGAUGGGCACGGAGAGAACUGGAGCUGCUGUACCAGGAUAUGGGGAGGGGGCUGCUCCUACGGCUGGGCAGUGCCAUGGCGGGUGGGCUGGGGGAAAGGACUUGGCUUCCAGCAGCCCAACCCACACUGUGAAAUUUGGGGGGCACAGCCCCCAUGCAUGCACCACAGGGCUGCCAGUGUUGGUCUCAAGCAGGAGCAGCUGGGACCCCUUGAAUGCUGAGGGCCAGACAUCUGGGUGUCGCCGGUGCUGGAGCCCUGUGGGGGGACAUUGGAGGUCUAAAGGGCUGAAAAAGUGCCUGCACAUAGCGGGGACAUGACAAGGGCUCUGCUCAUCCUUCCCCUGGCACCAGGCCCAGCUUCCCCCACUGCGCCAGCCCCGGAGCAAAGCCACCCUCCCAUGACUCCACUGUCCCUCCUCGCCUGGAGAGACAGCUGGGGAUGGUGAUCCUGACCCCCUGCUUGUAAGGGCUCCUUCUCCUCCUGCGCUGUGAUGGGUGGCUCAGCACUGCUGCUGCCUGCUCCCCUGUGGGCCCCUGGGCUCUGCCCAGGCACACAGUGAGUGCUGCCCACCCCGGGUGCACCCUCUGCCUCCCAGGGCCAUCCCUGAGUCGCCCCUCAACCAGGACCCCACUGGCCCUGGGGAGGUGACAUCACUCGCCAUCUCCAGAGCUACAAGUGCGUUUCCUUGGCAUAUCAGCUCCUGCUUGCUCAGGGGCGACGCUGGUGAGCAGCGUGGGUGGGUGAUCACCCCGUGUCCCCAUGAGCUGCCAGUGUGUCCCAGGCCAUGGCCCCAGCACAGCUGUGGGGGGAGGUCUCGUGGCUGGAGCAUCAGGGAGUUUUUGCAACAGGAGGACUGUGAGGUGAGCUGGUGCACAGCCCCAGUGCCCAGAACGUCUGUGCUUACAGACUCUCCUUUCACCUGCAGAUUUGGUCAGAAACUCUUUUCUGAAGGCAGAAGGGGAUUUUCCUUCCUGCCUUAUGGGGAUAAGCAAGACUUGUAAAUAAUAUCUUGUCCUUUUACUAACUGCUUGAUGUUUCUAUGUGUGACCUGGGGUGACGGAGCCCACCCCAGCCCCUCUGCUCUUCCUCACAGCCUUUCCACCUGCAAGAUGAGCUUUCGUUUUGCAGCUGAAGCCUUUAGUCCCACCUUGUUUCUGGCCUUAAAGUCUCAGCAGGGAGGCAGGGAAACAGGCACACCUCAAAAAUCAUGGUGUCGGCUCUACAAGAAUAUUGGGAACAUGGAAGGAUUUGUCUGUUCCCAGUGAAGCUGUCAGGUGUUGGGAGGAGAGCUCAGCACUUUGAGGGACUGGAGCCUGUGUCAAUGGGAUCUGUGCACCCAGAUCCUUCAAAAAAAAAGGCUUUUGGGAGUUUUUCCCCCAGUGCUUUGGAUGAUAAGGCAGCACGGGUGCAAUCUGGAUCUCCAGGAUGGGAUGUUUGACACCUCCUGCCCUUGUGCAGCAAAAGAGCAAAGAUCCUUUAUGAGGAACAACUGCUGUGAUGCUUUGGCCGCUGGCUGACCAUGCCAAACCCAAUGGUUAAAAACGUUUGGCCCUGACAGGGCUGUGAGUGCCACUUGGGUCCAAGUCCUGAAUCUCUCCCAUCAGUAAAACACAACGAAACUGCCCCAGAUUUGCAACCCCACUUGCAGCAGGUGACGCCAGCUUGCCAGAGCAAGUCAUCCACGGGGAUGUUUUGGGAUGAAUUUCAACGCUGGUUGUCGUCAGGUUGUUUUCUGUCAGUCCGUGUUUCGGUUAAAGUGACUCAAAUAUAAACUAAAGGUGACUGGAAUCAAGUGCCCCGAUCAAAACCAAACCCAACUGCCCGACUCAGCCUGCCAAGCCAACCUGGCCAGACCCUGCCAGCUGGAAACUGCUUUUCUUCAGGACAGUAUUGCUGUGGUCUCAGGUUUCAAUUGCCAUAGUAAAAGGGUUUCCUCAGGGCUGAGGAAAUGGAGACAAACUCAGCAUCCAAAGAGAAGCCGGGGGAUGCCUCGAAUCCCUGGUUGCAGGAAAUAGAAUACAUAAAUAAUAACACACACACAAAAAAAACCCAAACGAGGGAAAACCAAGCCAAAGUUAGUGCUCAUCGGUACGUUUUGUGUCCUUUUCUAAUGUUUCUGUUGUACAAAGAACGUGUGUUUCUCCCCUCACCCCUCUGUGAUACCAGUGCUGGUUUGUUAGAAAGUUUUAUGGUGAGGAAAUAGCCAUUGUAGAAGGAGUCUGGGGAUUUGUGGG